CCAGCAUAGCACAUACAACGACCUUUAUUGCACCAGUCGUGGUUGUCUAGCUGGAACGAGAAAUAACCCAAAAUGGGCCCAACGACGGAGUUCGAUUCUAACCCGACCGCGGAUCACCCGAGCGUUUUACCUCUAGGCUACGUCCCGCCCCCUUGCUAUGCAACGUGUAUCACGUAUUGUUCGAACCGCUCUGUAUAAAAUCAACUGACGCACCAUUCAAGCUUUGAAAGCUUUGCGUUCCGUUUGGAGGCGACAGACAAUUUUGUAAUUAUACCAAUCCAGUACAGAUGGAUUCGGAGGUUGAAGCAGGAAAACCUGGCCGCGGAUCAUCAUCCUACCAGGAUGUGAUAUCUGUUGUGAAAAAUGUCAUGUCAGGUGAUAUGGCCGAUUAUGUAGCGUACAGAGAACACAAUAUUCCAUCAACAAUAAAGGCGCUCAAAUGUUGCGGAAUAACGCUGGAAGAUAUUGACAAACUGCCUGUGAUUCACAUCACUGGAACAAAGGGGAAGGGGUCGACAUCGGCAUUUUGUGAAAGUAUUCUCAGACACAGUGGGUACAAGACUGGAUUUUUCAGCUCUCCUCAUCUGGUGAAACGGAAUGACAGGUUUCGAAUCAACGGCCAGCCUCUUUCUGAUGACGACUUCUGCUCUUACUUCUUCGACGUCUACGACAAAAUAGAACCCAUAUUGAAAGACCUGCACGACAAAAAGUUUCCACGGAUGUUUUUGUUUCAUACCACCAUGGCUUUCACCGUGUUCAUUAAAGAAAAAGUCGAUGUAGCUGUGAUGGAAGUUGGUAUUGGUGGACAGUUCGACUGGACGAACGUCAUUCGGUCCCCCGUGGUGUGUGGAGUUACUUCCCUUGGAUUAGACCAUUUAGAUAUGCUUGGAGACACGAUAGAGAAAAUAGCGUGGCAUAAAGCGGGGAUUUUUAAGAAGGGAGUUCCCGCUCUGACUGUCAGUCAGCCACCAGAAGCCGACGCCGUUCUCUUAGAGCGAUCACAGGAGAUUGGGGCACCUCUGUACCAUGUUCCGACACUACACGAGUUCUGUGCCGCGGGUCAACAGAUACAUUUGGGUAUCGAGGGAAAUAUUCAGUUUGUCAACGCGGGACUCGCUCUACAGCUGUGUCGGGUAUUUUUAAACAGAACCAGCAACUUAGAACAGCAGUAUCUCUGUGAAGUGUUGUCUGUACCUAGUGUGAAGGACAUUCCUAUGUUACGUGUCUAUCAACUCAGCCCUGUCGAAACUGAAGGACUGGCGCGGUGUUCGUGGCCCGGCAGGAGUCAGACGAUAUACCGCCCUCGACUCACCUACUACCUGGACGGAGCUCACACCAAGGAGAGCAUGCAGCAAUGUGUUGAGUGGUUCUCAGAGAAGUCAGAGAAGGAGGCAGCCACUAUUAAAGGUCGAGUCAGUAAGAUUCUCUUGUUUACUCUUGGAGGACACAGAAAUAUUGCUGGUAUGCUGUCGAUUCUGAAGCCAAUCGAUUUUGAUGAAGUUGUGUUCUUCCCCAGCUUGGAAUGCUAUGAUUUACGUGUGAAAUCACCUAUUCAAAGCACAGAAACGAUAGUGAAGGCUUGUGAAGAGAUCAAAAUGACGUGGGACAGUCAAUGUGGAGACAGUCCUAAAGAUGAUUGCGUCAUUAAUGGUCACUGUCCUUCUGUACCGACCAUUGUCCUGCAGACCUGUCCUGUCACUGGUAGAACUAUGACGUCAGAGGACACGAUGGAGACGUCAGAACACACAAUGAAGACGUCAGAACACACGAUGAUGACGUCAGAACACACGAUGAAGACUCCAUCACGUCACGGUGACGCGAAUAAAUCCAGUCCCAGAACGAGUACUGAAAAUGUCGCCAGUAACGGGAUCUGUCCGUCGUACGCGUUUCCCUGCCCCUGCAAGCUUUAUAUUGGGCGACUCAAGGUCGUGAGCCCAAACUGA
Gigantopelta aegis is the source of this 1943-nucleotide messenger RNA. Its product is annotated as folylpolyglutamate synthase, mitochondrial-like. The coding region runs from base 288 to 1943 and encodes 551 amino acids. The transcript is spliced from 13 exons. NCBI's taxonomy places the organism in Eukaryota, Metazoa, Mollusca, Gastropoda, Neomphalida, Peltospiridae. Gene Ontology annotation, biological process: tetrahydrofolylpolyglutamate biosynthetic process. Gene Ontology annotation, molecular function: ATP binding; tetrahydrofolylpolyglutamate synthase activity. The record is from RefSeq and is a predicted model, not a curated record. Gene Ontology annotation, cellular component: cytoplasm; mitochondrion; cytosol.